Molecule: messenger RNA, 5786 nt
Organism: Coccinella septempunctata (seven-spotted ladybird)
Lineage: Eukaryota; Metazoa; Arthropoda; Insecta; Coleoptera; Coccinellidae
Product: 1-phosphatidylinositol 3-phosphate 5-kinase
Exons: 2
Coding region: 203-5671 (1822 amino acids)
Biological process (GO): phosphatidylinositol metabolic process; intracellular signal transduction
Molecular function (GO): 1-phosphatidylinositol-3-phosphate 5-kinase activity; metal ion binding; ATP binding
Source: RefSeq, a predicted model, not a curated record
UCAGAGUUCUUUUUUGGUUAUACACUUUUCAUAAUUUGUUGUGUUUUGUGUUUGUGUGGGUUUUAUUGUUCCAAGUUCUAACCUGAUAAAGAAGUAUUAUCUGAACCUGAACGGUAGAAAAUUCAAAGAACAUCAUGAUAAAAUGAUGGGCAAGUAAUGAAAAUUUUUGAUAAAUUGAUUUUGGAUAGAAAAUACAGCCAAUAUGAAUAAGAAUAUGAACUCACCUUCGAAAUUAACGGAAUUUGCACCUCUCAAAACGGAAGAAAAAACUCAAACAGUUGGAGAAAUUAUAUCAAGGUUUUUCAAAUUAGGUAAUCCAUUUGCUACAGAAGAACAAAACACCUUACCUAAUGAUGCCAGUUCACAAGAUUUACCUUCGUGGGUGGAUACUACAGAAGUUUUAAGCAAUGAGAUUCCUUACAAUGUAGAUAUAACUGAGGGCAGAAGUCUGCCCAAUGUACUUAAACGAAUAAGCAAUCUCCUAGCAUUGAAAAGUAACAGUCUGCAGAAUUAUGGGGAUACUGAGCUAAAACAAUAUUGGAUGCCAGAUUCAGUUAGUAAGCAAUGCUAUGAAUGCUCAGAGAAAUUCACUACGUUUCGGAGGAGACAUCAUUGCAGAGUUUGUGGUCAAAUAUUCUGUUCAAGUUGUUGUAGUCAACAAAUACCUGGUAAAAUAUUUGGAUGUACUGGUGAUCUUCGUGUCUGUACAUAUUGUUGUAAAAUUGUGUUAUCCUAUUUAUCUUCUGAUAAUGGAUCAGAUUUGACAACAGAUUUAAAAGCCCUUCAAGAGAAUUUAAGAUCUAAAUUAUCUAUUUCUUCACCCCUAUCUCCAUCCAAGAUAGAUAACCCUAGUCAGAAUAUGAAAUUUGAAGCUGUUGAUGGAUCUAAAAAUUCUUUAACUGGAGGUUAUCAAGAAGAAAUGUUUGCAUCUGGAGUGUCAUCUAGUUCUUCUGUUCUUUCUUAUGAGGAGAAAUGCAGAGCUUAUCAAAAUUCAUUGUCCCUAAGGAGUUUAUUUGAAGAAAUCUCAAAACCCAUAGGAGGAAUUGCAUUGGGAUCCCACAGGUAUCAUUUAAGAACUUACUUUGAUUGCUUCCUAGGUUCUGAAUUAGUUGAUUGGUUGAUCUAUCAACAGAAAGCUAGUAGUAGAAUUCAAGCAAAUGCAAUAUGUCAGGCACUUCUUGAAGGAAAUUAUAUUGAAUGUUUAUCUGAAACAAAUUCAUUUGUUGAUAGUUAUGUUCUAUACAAGUUAGGGACAUUGACUUCACUGGACUGCCCUCCUCCAACUAACAUUUAUGAUAUACCAAUUCAAGAAGAGCCAAUGUGGGUACAGCAGAUUAUUCAAGAAUCAAAUAAAGUGGAUUCAGAUAAUGACCAAGUUACCCCAGGGAAUGAAGCAUUUCUGAAAUCCUCUUCAUCGUUUAUGUUGGAUCUUAAUGUAGAAGCCAAUACUGUUUACUUAUCAAAACCACUAUGUUCACCUCAAGAUACACAGUUGUUAUUAUCAAGUGAAACCGAUUAUCGUGAAUUUGGAGAAAAGCCAGAAGUUCGUACAUCUGAACAAAGAGAGUUUGUUCCCGAAUCUGGUUGGCAUAACGCAUCUUCUCUGCGAGAGCAAAAUGGGGAAAAAGCUGCUUAUCAGAUAUUAACUAAUGCGUAUGAUCAACAUGAACAAAGUCUAAUGAAGCAAAUAUUAGCAACUAAUGGUUUAUCCUUGACUUGGUCGAAUAUUCUGUUACCUAUAAUUCAUGAUGUUGUGAAUGUUACAAGACCAGAUAAGAAUCACGAUGCUAGAGACUUAGAUAUAAGGCAUUAUGUUCAAAUAAAAAAAUUACCUGGAGGUUUCAAAAGAGAUACAAGAAUUGUUGAAGGUGUAGUGUUUACCAAGAACGUAGCGCAUAAGGGAAUGUUGCAGGAUAUUCAAAAUCCUAAAAUCUUGUUGCUCCAAGGGGCUAUAGUUUACCAGAGAACUGAAGGAAGAUUUAUGUCUCUUGAACCUGUGUUGAUGCAAGAACACGAAUAUUUGAGAAAUGUCUGCGCUCGUAUCAUUGCCUUACAACCUGAUAUAGUUAUGGUGCAAAGAAACGUUUCUCGUUUAGCCCAAGAUUUUUUACGAGAGAAAGGUAUAACUUUGGUACAUAAUGUGAAGCAGAGCGUAUUAGAUAGAUUGUCGUCUUGUACACUAGCUGAUUUAGUUGGUUCUCUAGAUGCUCAUAUUGGAAGGCCACGUCUGGGAACCUGCAAAAGAUUUUAUUUGAAGAAUUACACUAUUAGUAAAGAUAAAACAUGUAAAACCCUUAUGUUUUUAGAGGGAUUACCCAUGGCACAUUUAGGAACUACAGUACUUCUCAGGGGCGCAUCUAAGCAUGAACUUUUGAAAAUAAAAAAAAUUUUUUCAUUUAUUUUGUUCUCUACAUAUAAUUGGCGUCUAGAGAAAUCUUUUCUCAUGGAUGAAUUUGCUCAGCCGCCAGAAUUCAAAUGUGAAUUUUUUGAUGAAACUAAAGAAAUAACCUCAUUUCAAACGACUCAACAAAACAAUGAGAAAUUUUCAGAUGACCUGAAGACUUGGAAAGAAGAAGAAUUCCUAAAGAAUAAUCAAAAUAAUGCAUUGUGUAUGGAGGAGAGAAUUCAGUAUUCCUCUCAAACUAGCAACGAAGAUAGAAAUCUGACAGUUCAAAUGGUGAAUGAUUUUUCUGAUCCUCUCCAUUCCUCAUACAAUGAUUCGUCUGCCGUUGAACAACAUCAAGCCUUUGAAGUGUCGGAAUUACCAUUUUCUAAUAAAUUCAGGAAAGCUCUGGAUGACACAAUUCUGUGCAUUUCUCCUUAUGUGAUAUUUCCAAUUCCAUAUUUAGAAACGGAAUCUGGAAAGAAAUGUCUUCUGAGGAAAUUUUUUCCAACUGAAAUUUACCAUAGUCCACAGUUUGACAAUAAUAUCAAAGUAAAACAGAAAGAAAUUGAGACUAACGACCUUGAUAUAAUUGAGAGACCGGACAUAGGGCCUCCGCAUCCAUUUACAACUGCUAAAUUCAUAACUAGUGUGGAUUCAAAUGAAAUUCAAAAUUUACUUGCGCAUUUCAGAGCUUGCGGUGGAAGAUUCAAGAAAAGAAAUAGUAUCUUGAAACCCCUGAGGAAAGUUGAGGAAGUGAGUGUGAAGGAGGAGAGUGACAAAAUUGAUGUGUUAGAUCCUUUGAACCACCAGCGUUUGGCGGUUCUCUUCUGUAGCUUUAGCAAUGAAUCUCUAAAUGCUCCCGCUUUCUGUAUGAACCCAGGUGUGGUUUACAUGGAUUUUUAUGGCAGAAACGACAUACCUCUGGGUUGUUUCUUAGAAAAAUACUGUUUUAGGGAAGCUUAUACCUGCCCAUCCAAUACUUGUGGCAUGUCAAUGGUGAAGCACGUGAGAAGAUUUGUACACAAUUUAGGAUGUGUUAGUAUAUUCUUGAAUAGUUUUGAGAGUGGAUUUUCGGAGGAAAAUAUUGUGAUGUGGUCAUGGUGUUUGAAAUGCCAGAGUGUUUCUCCUGUUGUUCCCAUGUCGACAGACACUUGGUCAUUCUCUUUUGCAAAGUAUUUGGAACUUAAAUUUCACGGAUCGAAAUACGGUAGGAGGGGAAAUGCACCUUGUGACCACAGUUUACAUCAUGACCAUUAUCAAUAUUUUGGAUACAAAAAUGAUGUGGCUUCAUUCAGGUAUUCAACUAUAGAUAUUUGGGAAAUAUCACUGCCACCCCCUGUGAUAAAAUUGAAUGUGAAUUUGGAGGUCCAACACCAAAUCCUAAUUGAGGAAAUCAAAGAAUUAGCUCAAAAAGGUCACGAUGUUUUCUCUGCCAUAUCCGAGAAAAUACCAGUUGUAACAAGCAUACCUGAGACAAUAUCUUCAUUAAAAGAAGCUUUGACAAAAGAUAAGCUAUUGUUUAGGCAGAAAAUUGAAGAAGUUCAACUUAAAUUAACCUCUCCAAUUGCGGAAGAAAAAGAUUUCCAUCCUGAAGAAGUGAGUGAAAUAUACUGGAAACUUAGCGAUCGUGUUGUACUCGUUAAGAAAUACCUUAUAGAAAUCGUAGAUAAUUGGAAUGUUCGACUGACGCUUGAAGCCGACAAAAAAAAGGAAAACGAUAAAAGAAGGGACAGAAAUACAUUUUCCGAAUCCGACAGUGCGAACAAUGACGUUAACUCCUCAAACUCCCAAAAAUCUGAACCGGAAUUGAGUCACUCUCUAGGUACUGUCGGAGAACAGUCGAAAAAUUUAGAAUCAAAUUUAAAUGGUGAAAAUGAAGACGUCAGUGUUUUGUCCCUCAGGCAGUACCAAAAAUCUCAAUCUGAAAUCUCGGUAGCUAGUUGCGAUAUCAGCGAGAACAAACGAGACACCGAUAAGAUUAGUGUAAAAACGUUGCUAUCACAGUUAUUACCAUCUUCAGCGCCCUCUAGUAUGAUUUCCAAUCCGUUCUCAGCUCAUGAGCAUUACAAUCUCCCGAGUGGAGUACAUGCUACUUUAACAGUUUCAGAAACUGAUCUGAGUUCAAUUAUAGCCUAUGCUUUGAACUCUCACGAACUUGUCAAAUUAGUAGAAGAUUUACGACAGCCUGUUUCAAAUAUGGAUAGUUGCUCGAGUCCUGGAAAUAGAAGGUCACAGGGUGAGAAAGAUAAAAGUGAUGCUGGAGAGGAAAAAAAUGGUGGCUUGCUAGGAUUUCUCAGAAACAAAGACAGUAAAACAGAUCUACUAAAAGGUCCUGCAUCUGCAGUUCAAUCAGAGGGCAACGCUGCUAGUCAGCAGAGUACAGCAGAAACAGCUGGUGACACCAAAAAACUUCAUCUAGAUGUCGUAUUUGAAGAUGCAACCUGCAACUUCUUGUGCAGAAUCUACUACGCGGAAAAUUUCGCUGCACUUAGGGAAACUGUGUUACCUGAAGGAGAACGACUUUAUAUAAGAUCGUUGUCCAAGUCUUCACCUUGGGAUGCCAGGGGCGGUAAGUCAGGAUCCGCGUUCACCAAAACAACAGACGAUCGCUUCAUACUGAAGGAAAUGUCAAAAAAUGAAGUCAAUCUAUUUUUGGAAUCGGCUGCAAAUUAUUUCACGUACAUGCAAAAAUGUUACACUACGGAUCAACCAACUCUUUUAGGCAAAAUCGUUGGUAUAUAUCAGAUAAUUUUUAAGAAUAAUACCAACGGUCAUCAGAUGAGGAAAAAUCUUCUUGUGAUGGAAAAUCUAUUCUACAACAGAGACGUAUCGCAGAAGUUUGAUCUUAAAGGAUCCAUACGGAACCGUUUAGUGAUCCCAGAUAAUCAAGAGGGUGAAAUUGUUUUAUUGGACGAGAAUCUCCUGAAGAUGACCUGUGAUUCCCCACUUUAUAUUCUACCUCAUUCUAAAGCUGUCUUGGCAGCAGCUAUAGAAAAUGAUACAGAUUUUCUAGCGUCACAGUCAGUCAUGGAUUAUUCCUUGUUAGUCGGAUUAGACAUGGAAAAGAAAGAACUUGUGUUAGGAAUUAUAGAUUAUAUCAGAACAUUCACUUGGGACAAGAAAUUAGAAACCAUCUUCAAAAAAUCUGGAAUACUUGGUGGUCAAGGUAAACAACCUACCAUUAUUUCACCAAUUGAGUACCAGAAGAGGUUCAUUGAAGCUAUGCAUAAGUAUUUUUUGGAAGUACCUGAUCAUUGGGAGGGGUUGGGGGAAGAUUUGUGUUGAAGCAGUAUGUCAAGUAUGUGCUUUUGUGAUAUGUAUAAAUAUCAUUUUAAAUUAGAGAGAUCAAUAUUAUAUUAUAUUUAUUAUAUUUUUUUUCAAUAAUAAUUUAUUAUUCAUC